ACUGAGAAAUUCUCAAGAGAAAGUAAAGCAAUUCCUAAAGAGAGUGAAAGCAGAUGGCUCUAACAACAAGGCAGCGGCGCUCGUCGCCGAUGGAUCUCCACACGACGUCGUCUCCUUCGCCGUACUCCAAGCUGGACAAGCCGGAAAGUUCGAGUUCCGGCGACGGCGACCGGGGGUUGGGGUGGUUCCUGCCGUUGAUGUCGCUGGGAAUGCUGCGGUACAUGAGCGCGUCAUCGAACAUUAUACACGACUGCGAUGAAGUCUUCAAUUACUGGGAGCCUUUGCAUUUCCUCCUCUACAAGUCCGGUUUCCAGACCUGGGAGUACAGCUCCGAGUUUGCACUGCGGUCAUAUCUAUAUAUUCUUUUCCACAACAUAGUUGGUUGGCCUGCUUCUUGGUGGUUUGGAGAAGAAAAGGUGAGAGUCUUCUAUGCUGUGAGAAUAUUUCUUGGCAUUCUCUCUGUCAUUGCAGAUGCUGCCCUCGUGGUAGCCAUUUCCAGGAAGUAUGGAAAACGUAUCGCUUCAUAUACUCUGGCAAUGCUAUGCUUAGCCAGUGGUUGUUUUUUCGCUAGCACCAGUUUCCUACCAAGUUCGUUCUCUAUGUAUGCUAUGUCUCUAUCAUCUGCACUGUUUCUUUUUGAGAAACCUGCAGCUGCUGUUGCAGUUGCAGCCACUGGAGUUAUUCUCGGGUGGCCGUUCUCAAUCUUAGCAUUUAUUCCAGUCACAAUUUUCUCCCUACUUAGAAGGUUUAAGUGGGCAUUUCUGUCUGGCGUGGUAACUUCCGUAACUCUCUUGGCACUAUCAGUUAUUGUUGACUACUUCUACUACGGAAAGUGGACAUCAUCUGUUCUCAAUUUAUUGAUCUAUAAUGUAUUAGGUGGUGGGGAGAGUCAUCUGUAUGGUACUGAGGGGCCAUUGUUUUACCUGAAGAAUGGCUUCAAUAACUUCAACUUUUGUUUCAUCCUUGCUCUGCUUUUUGUUGUAAUCCUUCCCAUUGCAAAAAGAAAGUAUGUUCCUGAACUGUUGGUGAUCGUCUCACCCAUCUAUAUCUGGGUAGCUUUUAUGUCUUUGCAGCCGCACAAGGAAGAGAGAUUCCUUUAUCCGAUAUAUCCACUUAUUUGUGUUGCUGCUUCAGCUGUCAUUGAGAGCUUUCCUGAUCUAUUUAGGGAUAAGUACGAUCCGAAUGGUUCUUCUUUGCUUGUUGUGAUAGCUAAAGCUGUACGACCGCUGGUUCUUGGAAUCAUUUUAUGUGCUUCCCAUUCUAGGACAUUUUCAUUGAUCAAUGGUUAUUCAGCUCCGUUGGAGAUAUACAAGCAUUUGGAACACCAUGAUGAUGCAGGGGAAGGUUCCGUCCUUUGUGUUGGAAGUGAAUGGCACCGGUUCCCAUCAUCUUUUCUUGUUCCUGAGUAUGUGGGGGAGGUUAGGUGGAUAGAUGAUGGGUUCCGAGGUCUUCUUCCAUUUCCAUUCAAUGCAACACUGGGUGGAACAUCUGCAGCUCCAUCUUACUUCAACAACAAGAACCAAGCAUCACAUCAACAAUAUUUCCAGGAUCUAGAUAAAUGCACUUUCCUUGUAGAAUUGCAGCUCCAAAGACCUUACCUUUCUCGUGGAAGUGACUUGAAAACAUGGGAGGUAUUGGCAGCAUUACCUUAUCUAGAUCGGGAAUUGUCACCUCCCAAGUACCGCUCGUUCUUUAUUCCAUACCUUUGGCAGCAGAAGAAUGUGUUUGGCUUGUACAAACUACUUAGGAGAAUACCAAACUCAUAACCAGAUUUGCAACAAGAUCUCCAACUUGUUGCAACAAUUAUAGUCUGAACUGAACCUCCAAUGCUCCACCCUUUGACCUUGUUACUGGUGCAAUCUAUAGAUGAAACUCACUCUUUAGAUACUAAUCCGAGUUUAGGAGAACUCUCUCAGUUGCUUCCACUCUGAGGAAGUUUAUGAGGAUUUGCAUCAAUUUUGUAAAAAAUGUAGAUUAUUUAUUGGUCUUAAUUUUUCCAGAACUAGUUGUAGUUUGUUAUCUAGUGUUAUAAUACAUUUCAUUUUCCCCAUCCCCCCAUGGUUUAUAGACUCAUUGGUGUUUUGGUUCUUUGUUUCAA
Sesamum indicum (sesame) is the source of this 2098-nucleotide messenger RNA. RefSeq names its product Alg9-like mannosyltransferase family (gene EBS3). Lineage: Eukaryota; Viridiplantae; Streptophyta; Magnoliopsida; Lamiales; Pedaliaceae. The record is from RefSeq and is a predicted model, not a curated record. Gene Ontology annotation, molecular function: alpha-1,2-mannosyltransferase activity. Gene Ontology annotation, cellular component: endoplasmic reticulum membrane. Gene Ontology annotation, biological process: protein N-linked glycosylation.